GAAAAGGGGGGAAGUCACGGGACAUCGCGCCAACGCGAUCCACUGAAUUUCGCCGCAAAACACCCCGCUAAACCAUCCCAACUCAAGUUCGACCACCACUUUUUCCAGAUGCCUCCAUGACAGACCUAACAGCUGUCCUCCCCGGCUUUCCAACACACCAAUAUGUCCGACUGCUUCCCUCCCUUGAGAAGAACCUGGUCACAACGGCAGAUCUCCUUACACUCGACUGCGUGGAGAUAGCAAAACGCGCUCAGCUCCCUCUACUCGGUGUGAAGAGGCUAUGCAAUGCAGUGCUUGAGGCAUUACAAAACAUCUUGGGGAUCGCGGAUGGUAAUAAUGAGGCGCACCAGAGUUCAUUGUUGAGGAAGACGGGGAAGGACAUCCUCAAUUCAUGGAGCACCAUCAGUACCCUGGACGACGAUCUCGACCGCGCAUUAGGAGGCGGUAUACCAUCUGGCUACAUCACAGAAGUUACCGGCGAGAGGCAAGACGCAAUUCCUUCUUACCCUGCUUCUCGCCGCUCAACUUGACUUCCCCCAUGGUCUCUCCAGCUCGACACUCUACAUCUCCACUGAAAGCGCCCUUCCCACAACUCGACUCGCGCAACUUCUACGUACACAUCCCAUUCUCGUCUCCGCGAAUCCAAAACCUACCCUCGACAAAGUAAUUAGUAUCGUAACGCCUG
Messenger RNA from Hyaloscypha bicolor E, 685 nucleotides. RefSeq lists its product as uncharacterized. The transcript has 2 exons. The coding region runs from base 117 to 530 and encodes 137 amino acids. NCBI's taxonomy places the organism in Eukaryota, Fungi, Ascomycota, Leotiomycetes, Helotiales, Hyaloscyphaceae. The record is from RefSeq and is a predicted model, not a curated record.